AAUACAUAUAAAAAUGUAUAUAGUUUAAUUGUAUAAGACGACUCUUAUGAAAUAUGUAAUUCGUUUGAUUAAGAAAAUGAACUUGGCUAUAUAACGAGAGACAAAUAUUUAAUAAUUUAAAUGUUUUAUAAAACAAUGUGUAAUUAUUAAAUAUGUACAGGUUCUAGUAUGGAAACCAACAUAUGAUAAAAAAUCCUAUUUUAUUGUGACAUUUCAUAAGAUGAAUUAACUACACCGACUUCAGCGUGCAUGUCGGUGGUUGUGUUUCGUACUUUGCUAGGAAAACAUUGUUUUUAAUUGGAAUUUUGCAUACUUUCACAAUUUAAUACAAUAGCUCGUAUAAAAGAAGGUGACAUACACUGUGAUAACUGUCAAACAAGUUAAUUGUUAAAUAAAUUUCAAGGAGGUAAUGAGUCGUUUAUUCUAACCUAAUAAGAUACACGCUGCCUUUCCUCGUCUGACUUUCAAAAAAACGUCAACAAACUGUUUUUACGGGAUAACAGUAAGAAAGAUGUCAAGUGCAGAAUCCUUAGCUGAAGUAACAGAUGUAGUUCAAAUUCUUCGACAAUGGGAAGAGGAACAUUCAUCACCUACAUACGACCCAAUUCCAACGCUUCAAAGAUUGGCAGAGAUUAUAGAACUUGAAACAGAAAACUAUUUAAAGAUGGAUCCAGAUCCAUUUGAUGAAAGACAUCCAUCGCGUACAGAUCCAGAGUGUAAUUUUGGACACAUAUUAAAAGUUUUGUUUAGGAAAGAUAAUUUUAUGACUAAGCUUAUAAAUGAUUAUUUGAGAGACACUUAUUGGUCUCGUGCUGGUAUCACAGGUCGUGAUGUUAGGAAACUAAAUAUUGCAGCUUGUCGUCUUAUGCUUGAUAUUCUUCCUGGCUUAGAAACUUCUGCAGUAUUUCAGCCAGAUAUGGAAGGACUUACCCAUCGUCUUUUUUCAUGGGCAGAAAAAAGCAUAGAGCCAUUACAAAGUUAUGCAACUGGACUGGUAGCUGCUGCAAUGGAAGUUCAGGAAAUUGCUACGGGAUUUAGAGAACAAAAUGCAAAAAUGGUUCCUUUGAUGCUACAAAGGCUUCAUAAAUUACAAGAAAAGAUGCAGGAAGAUAGACAACUUGCAGCCAAUAGUAGACCAUUUGCACAUUUUGGGCAAGAUAGAAAUAGCGGAGGGGAUGGGGAGAAUAAGGGUGUUCCUGGGAAAAGAAAAGUUCGAGAAAAACGGAAAGAAAAUGGUGUUCUCAAAAGCCCUAGUCAUAGUAAUUAUUAUUCUGAGGAUGAAGAGGACUAUGUUCCAUCAGAUGAUUCAGCUCCUUUACCUAAAAAGAAGAAAAACAGUAUCGAAUGUGAAACUCCCAUAAAAAGUGACGUUAUGUAUCCAGAAAUAAUGUCUCCACCCCUGUCUGUGCCAAAGAAUUCCAAUUCUAAUAAUCAAGUAACACCGUCUAAGACGCAAAGCACUCACAGCAGAUCGUUGAACAUUUCUUCAGCACGUUGCAAUUUGCAGAAAAACUCUGCAUCAUCUACUCAAAAUUCCGUUACACCAUCUACGUUAUUAGAGGGAAAUUCAAACUCUUCAUGGGCAGAAAUGGAAUCGUAUGUGAUUGGAAAUGUACAGAUACAUCCACCAACGUUGGCUACAAGACAGAUGCUGAUAUUAAGGUAUCUUACACCGAUGGGUGAAUAUCAAGAAUUCUUAGGUCAUGUAUUUGAACAAAAUGCUUUGGAACUAAUUCUCAAAUAUAUCAAUGUUAGAGAAACCAAGGACAGUCGCCUAGCAUUUGAAGCUUUAAAAUACUUAGCUUCUCUUCUAUGUCACAAGAAAUUCUCUAUUGAAUUCCUUAAUGUUGGAGGUUUACAAAAAUUGUUGGAUGUUCCAAGACCCAGUGUCGCGGCUACUGGUGUUUCUAUUUGUUUAUACUAUUUAGCAUAUUGUGAAGACGCAAUGGAGAGAGUGUGCCUGUUACCAAAACAUGUUAUUUCGGACCUUGUUACCUACGCAUUAUGGCUUCUAGAACGAAGUCACGAUUCUGGAAGAUGCCAUGCAACAAUGUUUUUUGGAUUUUCGUUUCCGUUUAAAGUAAUACUAGAAGAAUUCGAUGCACAGGAUGGGCUUCGAAAACUUUUCAAUGUGAUAUCCACUCUACCGAUCUUGAACAUAGAAGAGGAGCCAGCACUUAACGAUGACGAAGAGUGUGCUUCUAGACAGAUCGUUAGACACGUUGCAGUAGCUUUAAAAAGAUACAUGGAAGCUCACUUACAUCUCAAAGCGGAGCAGUUACAAAGAGCAGAGAAUAUUAGAGCAGAGCGUGACACCUGGCAGCCAUCGUUACCACCUUACAAAGCUUGCAAAUUAAGUAGCGAAGAAGUGCAAGCAAAAGUAGAAGUUCUACAAGAAUUGAUGUCUGUAAGAGCAGUAUGGCCACCAGUAGAAGAAUUAUAUCGCCUGGGUGGUAUAACGCUUCUACUACAAAUUAUUGCUUUCGCUAGAGAAUGGAAUUAUAGUGGUCGAGUUCACACAACUUCCAGUGCAGAAACAGUUCGCUCAUGUUUGGAUGUCAUAGCUAUAUGUUCCAUAGUGCCAAAAGUGAUGUUGUUACUUUGCGAAAGAGUAGACAUGCCAGACAUGUCAAUGACUAUGGCAAUUAAUUUACUCUUAGCUGCGGCUGAAUGUGAAAUCAUCGCAGAUCCUGAUGUACAAAGAGCUGCGUUAAGAGCUGUAAUUAACUGUGUCUGCGCUCCGAUAAAUAGGAUUGGUGGAAACGUGGCCAGAUACUCGGUGACUGGCUCCGCUAAGAAGAAAGCAAAUAUUAAUAAUAGCGAAGAGUUAAUACAAAAGAUUUGGGAAAGCGUGAGAUCAAAUAAUGGAAUAAUGGUUUUGUUGCAGUUGAUGAUGGUUAAAACACCUAUCACUGAUGCGGAUAGCAUAAGAGCAUUGGCGUGUCGUGCUUUAGCGGGGCUAGCACGCAGUGAGAAAGUAAGACAGAUAAUUAGUAAACUUCCAAUGUUUACCGAUGGACAGAUUCAAGCUCUUAUGAAGGAUCCUAUACUCCAAGAGAAAAGACAGGAACACGUUACGUUUCAGAAAUAUGCUUUAGAGCUAAUGGAAAGAGUUUCUGGGAAAGCAAAACCUACCGGAGCAGAAUAUGAAAUUUCUUUGGCCAGUUUACAUCGAGCAAACGUAGUAGCCCAAACUAGAAUACAAUAUAACGAGCAACAAUUGAAUCAUUUAAUAUACCAACAUUUAGUAUCGAAAGGGUUAACAGAAACUGCUUCGACACUUCAUAGAGAAGCAAAUUUAUAUUCAUCCGCAAUAAUGAAAUCGAUUUCUACAUAUCAACCAUUUACUUAUCGAAAUCCUGUGGCUACUGGAACAAGAAAUGGAUUCUCUCCCGGAGCUCCGGUUAACUUAUAUAAUACGAGUAGAUGUACUCAGAGAGAAGUGUCUUCUCGAAAUAGUACCACUCCUAGUUCGUCUAGAUUUUUGUCCCAUUCAAAUACAGGCUCCGGAUCAUCCUCUUUAUCUUCUGGAAGUAACAUACGUAUGAAACUUUCCGACUGCCUCAUUCAAAACGGUGUUCCGAAUAUCACAAAUCAACCAAUUAAACUGCAAAUUAACCAAAAGAAAAACCAAGUUGAUAAACAGCCUCUAGUCAAUUCAAUGAAUUGUCAAUCAUUUAUGCAACCAACUGUGUGUAGAUCACUACAGAAACAAAUUUCAAGGGACCCUGGAAGUGGUGGGCCUGGAGUUGCUACAUCAAAUCCAUCUACUGUAACGUUGGAUUCUAUUAUUACAGAAUAUUUAACAAAUCAACACGCGUUGUGUAAAAAUCCUAUGGUUACUUGUCCACAAUUUAAUCUCUUUGAACCCCAUAAGUGUCCGGAUCCUUGUACAAAAAAUUCAAUUCCCACAAAUGUAACAGUAAGACUGGCUAGAAGAGCAUUAGGAAUAGACGGUAGGAGAUUGGAUAGAAGACAUAUUUAUAGCCGAUUUUGUCCUGUUAAAACUUUCCGGCCUACGGACGUUGGAACUUUUACCUGUUGCAUCUUUUCGCCCUGCCAGCAAUAUUUAAUGUUAGGUACUUACGCAGGAGAUGUAAAAAUGUUUAAUGCGCAUACAGGGCUAGAGGAAGCAACGUAUCCAUGUCAUGAAUCUUAUGUUUAUCACAUGGAAUGUAAUCAACGUGGAAAUUUAUUGUUAACUUCUACCGCAUGGAGAAGUCCUAUGUCUGCAUUGUGGAGUAUAGGAACCUUCUUUGAUUUGAAAUUAUCUUUAGAAAACGAAGAUUAUGUCGAAUUCGGUAAACUUCAAGACAGAAUUAUUGGAACCCAAGGUGAAAGUGCAACUAUUUAUGACAUAGCUACUGGAAAAUUAUUAAGUACCCUUACCCCUUCAAUCUCCAAUCAAUACACCAAAAAUCGUGCAACAUUUAGUAUGAAUGAUGAAUUGGUUCUCAGCGAUGGAAUUCUUUGGGAUGUAAAUUCAGGGAAAGAAAUUCACAAGUUCGAUAAACUGAAUCAAACACUUAAUGGAGUUUUUCAUCCAAAUGGCACUGAGGUAGUAUCGAAUACAGAAGUUUGGGAUUUAAGAACUUUUCAUCUCUUAAAAACAGUACCAACGCUUGAUCAGAUGGAAGUAAUUUUUUCUCCAGUUAAUAACAUUAUAUAUGCUGUAUCUUUAGAUCAAGAAAAUGGAGAUGAAUCGCAUUAUGUUACUUCAUUUAAAACGUUAGAUGCUUUAGAUUACAAUAAUAUCGCAACUUGUGAUGUCAAAAGAGGAAUUUACGGAUUGGCUUGUAAUAAAUUUGACACUCAAAUAGCAAUCGUUGAAAAUCAAGGUGAAUUUGAUAGCAUCCAGGAAUCCUGCGUUAGGCUGUACGAUGUUGGAAGAAGAAGAGAUGAUGAGAACGAAGCGGAUGAAGAUGAUGAUGAAGAUGAUCUUGAUGCAAGCGAUGAUGAUGGCUCAAACUCGGCUUCUGACGAUAAUAAUGCUGAUGACGCAGACAACGCAGAUGUGGUAGCAGAAGAGAAUGGCGAUGAAAAUGAGCGAAACGAUAGUGAGAAUAACGACGACGACGACGAUGAUGAAGAUGCAGUCGAUGGAGACGAUGCCGGAGGAGAUAUAACAGAUUAUAGUAGAUCACCUGAUUCUUCUGAUUUCUCUCUUUCCGAUGUCGAUGAUCUUGAAAUUCUUUUUCCAUAAAUGUUCUCAAAACAGAAAUACAAUCAAUCAACAAAUUCAAUACAUUAAAAAUAGAGAUUUAUUUCAUUAUUGGUCAAUCAGCAGGCUGAAAGGGGUUUCACCAUAAAAUAAUUCUUUUUAAUGUGUAAUUGGCGAACAUAUGUAUUUAAAAACGAAUACAAAUAUUAUAAUACUUUUAUAUUUAUCUUAUGUAUAUUUUCAUUACAAAAUAUGAAACUUUAACUAAGCAAUUGAUUCUGUAAUUUUAAAUUUUCAUUUAGAAAUAUUAACUAAAUGCUGGUUCAUUUUAUAAUAAAUUAAUUUUUGAAAUAUGAG
Molecule: messenger RNA, 5518 nt
Organism: Osmia bicornis bicornis
Lineage: Eukaryota; Metazoa; Arthropoda; Insecta; Hymenoptera; Megachilidae
Gene: mahj
Product: protein mahjong
Exons: 13
Coding region: 512-5203 (1563 amino acids)
Biological process (GO): protein ubiquitination
Cellular component (GO): Cul4-RING E3 ubiquitin ligase complex; nucleus
Molecular function (GO): protein binding
Source: RefSeq, a predicted model, not a curated record